Molecule: messenger RNA, 3608 nt
Organism: Sinocyclocheilus grahami
Lineage: Eukaryota; Metazoa; Chordata; Actinopteri; Cypriniformes; Cyprinidae
Product: trichohyalin-like
Exons: 10
Coding region: 1-3354 (1117 amino acids)
Cellular component (GO): actin cytoskeleton
Molecular function (GO): actin filament binding
Source: RefSeq, a predicted model, not a curated record
AUGUGCAGACAUUCCAGCAUUCAGGGGACAUCUGUCAUUUUGGGAAUGCUGUAUUGGGUUGAUCGCUCCACAUCUCCAUUGCCAGUCGCCUUCUCUUCAUCUUCAGCGCAGACAGAAUGGCAGUGGGAUGUGGAGCUUCAGAGCCUGCGUAGAGAAUUGAAGGCUGAGCAUGAGAGGAAUCAGACUCAAGAAAGGGAGUUAAGACUCAGUGAGGCCCGACUCCAAGCUGAGUUUAAUGACUGCAAGGAAUGUCUUCAGAGGACAGAGUUAAAGAUUCAAGAGGCAGAAACUCUUCUGAAGGAGCGUGAGGAGGUGCUGGAGAAUCUGCGUGGACGGUUGGAGGAGGUAACAGGUCGUCUUAAAUCAACCGAAGAGGCGCAAGCCUUGAAAGAGGUCAGGCUACAGAGGCACCUGCGCCUCCUGCAAGAGAGCCAGGAACGAGAAAGGAGGAGCUUCAGUGACAGCCUUGACCAAUCAGAACAACGAUCGAAUGAACUAGAGGAGCGCCUGAUGCAGAAAGAGGCUGAGCUGCAGAAAAGGCCAACAGGGGACGUUACUGAUGAACUUCUGCGAAGGUGCAAGGAGUUACAAAACCAGCUGGAAGAGUCAGACAGUGAGGUCUGUCGUCUGCAGGCACGCCUCCAAACCGAAGAGACUCUUUAUUAUGACAUGGAGCAUGAUUAUGAAAGAGCUUGUGAGGAGAUACAGAGUUUGCGAGGUGCUCUGCUGGACUGUGAAAGGGUAGGUGAGGAACGCUUUCAAACCCAGCUGGUGCAGCAACAACGAGAGUUAGACAGGAAGGAAUGUGAACUCCAGGAAGUGCUUCUUAAGAUGGCCAUCCUGGGCAGUAGUCUAGAGGAGACUGAACAAAGACUCAAAGAAGCUCAAACCCAUCUUUCUGAAGGUAAUGUUCUUUGUGAGACAUUGAUUGAGCCACAACAAUGCAGACAGAAAGGGCAGAGGGAUUUGGUAAUGAAAUCUACUUCUCAGGGAGACGAGUCACAUAGAGUGAUCUCUGUGAUCCAGGCACUAGAGCGCAAGUUAUGUGACACCGAAGAGCGACUCCGGGAGCUUACCAUGCAUCUUCAGCAACAGCAACAACUCAACACCGGACUGCAUGCAAUCAAUGAUUCUUGGUGCUCCCACAGUCCCCUACAGAAUCCAGAGGGUCGUCUUUCUGUAGAUUCUCAGCCGAGUUUUACUGGAGCUUUGCAUAACCUGGAGGGAACGGCUUUAGACAAAACCGCAGACAAAGCUAAAGUCUCCCUUUAUGAUGAUGGAAAAACUGGAAGCCGGAGGUUGGUUGGCGAGAGUUCAGGGAGAAAUCAAGCUCUGGAGAUGGUCAGCAGAGUUUCGUCACUGGAGGCACUGAUUAUCCAAAGGAUUGCCUCUGCUCUUGAGCAUCCCAGCUCAAAGUUGCUUAAUAAAUUGUCAGAGGUGCAUGUCCAGGUCCUUAGGAUGGCUCAAGGAGGCAGUCAUAAUGGGGCUGUAGAACCUAGAUACUCUCAGAUCUUCUUGGACCCUCUCGAACAAGAUCUGUUAGACAAUACGCUGAGUGAAAGUGCAAUCCAUAGACUGUGUUUAAGAGCAGAGAUGGCAUACCUCAUACAUACUCGCUGUACUUAUCCCUCGCAGGAGCCAAAGGGAUCUGAACUUUUUUAUGACUUGCCAUGGCCAGAGAGUUCCUCAUCUGGAACCAAAAUGGAAAACUGUUCGAAGCAGGGGACCAGACUUGCUGACAUUAGCCCGCCAGAACUUGCACCUUACAGUGAACAAACAGAGGACGAACUGGCGACCGAUCUUUUCAUUGAGGGCUCUGAGGUACAGCUUGCUUCUAGAAAGAGUCUGGUGGUAGAGCUCCGUGCUCAGGCCCAGUCACUGCAGAACCUCUCAACACAGCUACAGUCUAAUGUUAGAGAGGUCGACUUUCCUGGUGAACUACCCUCAGCCAUCCUGAGGGCUGCAACGUGUCAGGCCACUUUAGCAUACAUGGCCUGUCGUCUCCGUUCGGCCCUGCAGCAGGAAAUGAGUGCCCUACGCAAGCAGAGAGAGCAGGCUAAGUGUGAGUGUAGUGCCGUGUGUCGUAGUAUGGAGGCUAUGUUCCAGGAACAGACAGAGCAUUAUGAAGAGAAGCUGCGUGAGGAACGUGUUGUUGUCAAAAAGGCAGAACAGGAGCGUGUUUCAGCAGAGACCAAUGCUCAAUUGAGGAGGGAAGAAGCAGAAAAUUUGCAGUUGGAGUUUGAGGAGAAGCUCCAGGAGCUCCAGAAAAUCCAUGAAGAAGAGAUGAGCCGUCUCCAUGAAUACUACAUUCAAAACUUGUCAAAGCCAAAAGCUGCAACCCCCUCAGAACUAGAGGUGAGUGAAGAGACUGAGCAGGUUUCUGUGACCGCUCUGCAAGCCCGAAUCGGAGAGCUUGAGACUGAGAUGACUUGUUUGAGGGAUCUUAGCAACCAGGAUGUCAAGGCCUUCCAGCUUGACCUGGAAACCAUCAAGGCCACGUAUGAGCAUGGUUUCAGCAUUAUGGAGGACAGCCACCAGCGAGUGAUUGAGGAGAUGCAGAGGCAGCAUCAGAGAGAGGUGGAGAGACUGACAGAGGAGAGAGAAAGAUUACUGCAGGAAGAGACAAAUGCCACCAUUGCAGCCAUUGAGGCUAUGAGGAAAGCUCACAAAGCGGAAAUGGACAAGACUCAGAAAGCCCUGCAAAAUGGAGCCGGUGUGGACAUCCGCCAGCUUCAUGCACAAUACAAUGAGGAGCUAGAAACAUUGCACAGGGAGCUUGAGGUGUUGUCAGAGCAGUAUUCUCAGAAAUGCUUGGAAAAUACUAAUUUGACACGGACUAUAGAAACAGAAAAGGAAGCAUUGAAUACAACACAGAGAGAGAACCAGGAGCUUCGCAUUCACAACCAGGAAUUAAAUGAGUUUUUGGCUGCUGAAUUAUCCCUGAUGCAUUCACACAUGAAUGGGGAGGUGAAGCAUUCCCAGUCUUCUCAGGAGAAAGACAUGUAUCAGCUGGAGGUAAAUCUCAGAGUAAAGGAAUCAGAGAUCAAGUGUCUGAAACAGGAGAUCAACUCACUUAAAUUGGAACUGCAGGCAGGAAAUACGUAUUUUAAAGAGCUGGACUCUGAGCUGGGUGCUUCAGAAGUCAAAACUAAAAGUGACUUCGCUAAACUGAGGAUGGUGCCAGCAAGACAGCAGAGUUUAAAAUAUGAUCUGACGAAAUCCAGGAGCAGCCCAGGCUUCCUGAAGGACCAUGCUACACUUACGCAGCCUGACAGAUCCAAGAGUCUUAAAGAUGGACUCACUGUUCUGGAGAGGAUGAAGCUUUUUGAAUUAUCUAGCACGCAAAAGAUUUAAAUGUGUCUGUGUGAGAGAGGGAGAGAAAAAGAAGCAUUUUAAUGUCUUAUGUGGGUUAAAUUAUUUAAUUGUAUAUCUUUAUAACACAGUGAAUUAUAACUAUACCUUUAGUCACAGGUGUGUUUGUGUGUGUACGUCAGUCAUUUAAAUUUUUGCUUCGUUACUACUUUAGACAGUAGAGUUAUUUUUUUUUAUAUGAGGUUGUCUCUCUAAAUCUUAAACCGUCUUUGUUUCUAUUUACAUGUUUAUGCCUG